GGGGGAGGAGAAAUGGGCGGGAGGCCUGGGGGAUAGCUAGAGACCCGGCGAAUAUCGGGUUGUCAUGGAGUCUUGAGGCCCGGCUCGCGCAUGCGCCGGCUGACCUGCCGGGCUGUUGGUGGAGCGGCGACCCUGGCCGUAGAGCAGUCCAUAUGCGAAGAUCACCUGUGGUCCAGCUUCCAGCACACCGACCAUGGAGAGGAAAAUGCCAUCCAGAGAGAGCCCUCGAAGGCUCCCUGCCAAGCCAGGUCGAGGCCCAGAGGGGAAAAGAGUAGCUCGAGCGCUCGGCGUGGUGGCUGCUGACUCAGACAAGGACUCUGGCUUUUCAGAUGGGAGCUCAGAAUGUUUGAGCUCCGCAGAGCAGAUGGAAUCAGAGGACGUGCUGAGCACCUCAGGCUGCAGCAGAGAGGACAGGCUGCAGCUCAACUCCAGAGCUGCAGACAACGCCUUCCCUGCGCUGUCCCCGAUGCUGGUCAUGAAGAAUGUGCUGGUCAAGCAGGGCAGCAGCUCAUCCCAGCUCCAGUCCUGGACUGUCCAGCCCUCCUUUGAGGUGAUCUCAGCACAGCCACAGCUCUUUGUCCUUCACCCGCCGGUGCCAUCUCCUGUCAGCCCCUGCCAUACUGGUGAGAAAAAGUCAGAUUCCAGAAACUACUUGCCCAUUCUCAAUUCUUACACCAAAAUAGCCCCUCAUCCAGGCAAAAGGAGUCUUUCCCUCAGCUCGGAAGAAAGAGGAGCGAGUGGGGUACUGAAGAAAAUCUGUAAGGAGAGACUGGGCCCGGCCCUGUCUUCCAGCGAGCCAGCCAAGACGGGCCCUGUGCUCUCCAGUCCUUCCACUCCAGCCCCACCCAGCUCCAAACUCACCGAGGACUCAGCGCUGCAAGGAGUGCCCUCCCUGGGGGCUGGUGGGAGUCCACAGACUCUUCAGCCUGUGUCCAGUAGUCACGUGGCUAAAGCUCCCAGUCUGACCUUCGCUUCACCCGCCAGUCCUGUGUGUGCCUCCGACAGCACUCUGCACGGCCUGGAGAGCAGCUCCCCUCUUUCGCCGCUCUCAGCCAGUUACAGCUCACCGCUCUGGGCCGCGGAGCAGCUCUGCCGCAGCCCAGACAUCUUUUCAGAGCAGAGGCAGAGCAAGCACAGGCGCUUCCAGAAUACCUUAGUGGUCCUCCACAAGUCUGGUUUGCUGGAAAUUACUUUGAAAACCAAGGAGUUGAUUCGUCAGAACCAAGCAACUCAGGUGGAACUAGACCAACUGAAGGAGCAAACCCAGAUGUUUAUAGAGGCCACCAAGAGCAGGGCUCCUCAGGCGUGGGCCAAGCUGCAGGCCUCACUAGCGUCUGGAUCCAGUCAUUCAGGCAGUGAUCUAGACGCAUUGUCUGAUCACCCAGACAUUUAGCACAGAGGCAUUUUUCAGUUAUUUGGUUCUUUUACACUCUUACUAUCUCCACUUGUUUUCCACGGCCUAUUUAAGAGCUUUCUUUCUAAAUUCACUCACAAAGCCACGUGCCAGUCCCUGGCUGCCGUCUUAAUCUGUGGUUCACGCACAGGUUAAGUACAUUUAUGUUCUCUGAAGACCUCCAAUUGUCUCUGAAUCCCUUUUCCUUAGCCUGUGGGCACUUAGCUGGAUCCUGGGACAAAGGAGAGGUAACGGUGGGUGUCUCCCAGCUUCCCACUCACUGUCCAUGGUUCAAGGUCCAGUGAUAUAGAUGACACCUGUCAAACCACGGAGUCAGUGACCUAAGGAUCCCUUCACGGCCCGCCCGCAAGUAUCUUAGUCACAGAGAAAAAUAGAGGCUGUGUUUAUAUUCUAUCAGGCAUUGUGCCAGUUGGGUGAAACCUAAAAUGCUUUGGGCACAGGUUGUGCCUGGGUGUAAGCAUUUAAUCACAUGAGGCUUUGUUUCUUCCCCUUUAAGUUGUGGGAGAAAGGGCAGAGCGUCUGAUUCACACAUUGAUCAUACAUCAGAUCUCACACAAGUAGGCAUAUACUUCAGAUUUUUAAAAUAUAGAUUGGAUUUAGUACCAUCUGGAAUUGUAUUUGAUGAAUUGCUUUUUUGAUUAAAGGGUCAAAGAAGCCAGCAUUUUUUGUCACUAGCUGGAAGAUUUUGUUAGUUCAUGCUUGAAAUAGCACAACCUGUCUUAUAAAAAGCCUGAGACAGGACUGCAAGAUGGCUCAGUGAGCAAAGGAGCUUGCUGCCAAGACGGCUGACCUGAAUUGGAUUCCCUGGACCUCCAGGGUAGAAGGGGAGAACCAACCGCUGCAGUUUGUCCCUCACACAUACACACACACACUAGAUAUGUAGAUGAAUAUAAAAUUAAAAAACAAGCCUCCAUCAGCAUUAGCAAUCAGAAGCUUGAGACCUCAGGGUCUCUUGUCUGUGCCUCACCCAGCUCUUUCUGUGGGGGAAAAGUAACUGUGUUUUUAAACUCUGAAUUAAGUAAAGCCCUGAGGUUAGAAGAAGGCACAAAAGUCAGAAAGGAUCCUUCCCUGUAUUCACAUCUGAGUUCUGCCCAUCCCUGUGUCUCUUGUUAGCUGUGGCAGCAGGGCUGAAGUGUGGUGUUCCUCUCAGAAGCUGGCCUUAGGGGUGGGGACUAUGAGGAGGUUUAGAUGACACAUUCUUUACAAACCAUAAAGAGUCAAAGGAUUCUAUCGUCUUGUUUAAAAUUUUUAUCCCCUUAAAAAUCUUUGUCCUUCGCAGGUGUAGUUUUCUGCACAGAGAAAGAUACUCAUGGGGCUAUACUAGGUCCAGGGUUAAGGGUCACAGUUUUUUUUUUGUUUAUUUGUUUAUUUUUGUUUUAAGAUUUAUUUAUUAUGUAUAUGAUGUUCCUCCUGCCUGUAUACCUGCACAUCAGAAGAGGGCACCAGAUCUCAUUACAGAUGGUUGUGAGUCACCAUGUGGUUGCUGGGAAUCGAACUCAGGACCAGCCGGUGCUCUAAACCUCUGAGCCAUCUCUUCAGCCCAUGGGUCACAGUUUUUAAGGAGUUGGUUGUAAGACUCGGGUUAACUCUACUGUGUUCAUAUAGACAUAUGGUUUGGAUAUGACUAGUUAAAAAAUAAUCAACUUGGUAAAAUCUCUUUACUCUCUGAUCAACACAGAAUUAUUACCUGCUGUUUGCACUCUGAAAGAGUUUCCAAAAUCAGAGCCAGUGUCUCUGGACAGACUCAGCUCCUUGUGAUAUGCUUCCCCACAAUCUGUAUGGUAUCCUAGCCACUCCACUAGGAAGCUUCCUUUUUGGAAGAAUGUUUGGCAGGAAAGCUGUAGAGACAGGUGCAUUCAGAACAGUCUGGGCACCAGCCGCAAGUUUUACCAAGCAUCAGAAGGCUGGAAGCACUUGCUGCGAACCAAAUGUACUCCACUGGAAAAGCCCUCAGUGGAGCUAAGCCUCUUGGACUCUUCCUCCUAGAUAUGGCUUUUCAUUGCCCUUCCUGUCUCCAUAAAAGACGGUGAAAGCCACCAUAGAUCUUCACUGUUCAGUGCAGGGAGGGUCACCGCUCCUCUGUGAUCUUAGAGCCAUAACUGCAAGUCUCUAGUCUGUGUUCUGUUCCUGGUGGAGCUGGAAGCAGAUGGACGCUAGUAGAGAAGCUAGAUCUUAGAAGGAGCGAGCCUUUGAGGCAGAGGCUACACCAGUGUUUGGAGGAAGCCUGGAGUGGAUCGAAAGAUCUUCGUUGGUUGCCCAAAGCUGUAAGUAGCAACAGCCCCAGUGGUGCAUGCUGUACGUCCUGAUGAAGCACUGUGCAGCGCUGUUGUUUGCCCAAGGUGAGAAGACAGUUUUAGCUCAGGCCAGCCCAUAGGAGAACCGUUGUUGCAUUGUAUUGACAAUAUUGGAACACAUUUAGAAAGGUUCCUGAUUGAAUUAGGUAUAAAAUUUAAUGUCGUUUGUAAUUUACUACACUGUUUUAUUGAUUAUAGCAUCGUCUGACUUCUCUGGUGUGAUUCCUCAGCACACAAGUGACUCUUGCACAUAUACUGAAGUGGCUUUUCAGCUGCGACCUUCUUAGGGUAUAGACUAUUUACCAAAUGUGAAUUCUUUUCAGAACGUGUGAAGUUAUAUGGAAACUGACUGUGAAAUGUCAGAGGAAAAAAUAAAAGUCACUUACUUGAAAGCUA
Molecule: messenger RNA, 4104 nt
Organism: Myodes glareolus (Bank vole)
Lineage: Eukaryota; Metazoa; Chordata; Mammalia; Rodentia; Cricetidae
Gene: Cipc
Product: CLOCK interacting pacemaker
Biological process (GO): negative regulation of circadian rhythm; negative regulation of DNA-templated transcription
Cellular component (GO): nucleus
Source: RefSeq, a predicted model, not a curated record